CCAACGAAGAAGACGAACACCCAGCAGGUUCAAUCAAGGACUGGAGUUACGAGUAGGCUGUCACUGGGGCUGAACUAGGAAGGCUCCAGCUGUGUCCCGUUUGGACAAACUGCAGAUUAGCAUCAUCUCACUUUACAUAACAUUAUUGCUCCGAUGGUGGCAACGAGGGAUCAACUAGAAAAUUACUAGAAGGUCUUGAUCCAGAACCUUUUUCUUUUCCACCUGAGACAAAUGGUUUUGUGUCAUGGAUCCAGGUGUUGUGGAUGGUCUCGUUACCCUUGUCAUCAGGGCACCCAACCAAAAGUACAAUGACCAGACCAUCAACUGUUGUCAGAACUGGACUGUGGAGAAGUUGAAAGCUCACCUGUCCGAUGUGUACCCAAGCAAACCAAGCUCAAAAGACCAGAGGCUGGUGUAUUCUGGGAAGCUGCUUUUGGAUCACUUCACCUUAAAGGACGUACUCAGAAAGCAGGAUGAGUACCAUAUGCUCCAUCUGGUGUGCGCCUCAAGAACCCCUCCCAGCUCCCCGAAGCCCCCCCGCAGCCAUAGUAAUAAGCCUCAGGAGAGCUCGUCCGGUCCCACGCCACCGCAGAACUCUACUGGUUCUUUCACUGGUCAGCAAAGCAGGCCAUAUCCAGCAGAGAGCCUUGAUGGACUCAGACAGAGAACUGGACACUUUCCAGAUCUGCAUAUGUAUCCACAAUUUAUGCACAGCUGGAAUCAGUACCCCCCGCAGACAUUUCCUGCAACAAACACGCCUGCUUACUACAACCCCAUGACACUGAUGUGGUGGCAGCAGCUUUACGCCCAGCAGUACUACAUGCAUUAUCACUUACUGGCUGCGUCCUCUCAGCACCUGCUGCCAGAACAGCCCUCUCCUCAGUUUAACCAGCACGAUCCUCUGGCCCAGCUACCGCAGAGAAAUCGCCGUGGCAACCCUGAAGUUCAGAUGAACGCACAGGGAGGGGAGAUCAUGAAUGAGGAGGAGCUAAACCGAGAUUGGCUGGACUGGGUGUACACAUUUGCACGCACUGCAAUCUUACUGAGCGUAGUUUACUUCUACUCGUCCUUCAGCCGAUUCGUCAUGGUGAUGAUGGCCAUGCUGGUGCUCUACCUACAUCAAGCCGGCUGGUUUCCCUUUAACUUGGAGAAUGAACUCUUUCCUGACAGAGCCAAUCAGGAUGAGAUGGAGGCAGAGCUGCAUAACCUGGACUUACAAGAAAUGGAAGGACUGAUGGAUGACGGCUCGGAUGACGAUGGGGAAAGCGGCGAGGAAGGAGUAGAUGAUCCCAACAGCGGCCCCCACACGGGCUUCCUGUCCUCCACGUGGUCCUUCAUCAUCACCUUCUUCAUGUCACUCAUCCCUGAGGGGCCGCAGAAUGCUGCAAACUGAACCAUGAGCCACUACAGAUCUCCACUGGGACACGUUUUCUUUUCUCUGUAACAGGAGGACAUAUAUCCUACCUGCUUGGGGAAACUCCUCCUAUAACAAUGCAGUGUUAUAUUUUUCCCGUUUUUCCACUUUGUUACAAAUCAAGGACUUUGAGCCAAGACACAAACGACUGAUUUCAUCUGUAAAAAAAGGAAAUGGUCCCUUGAUUAGGAUUCCCUUUGUCUGCAGAAAGACAAAAAACAACAUAAUUUUUAGUUAGCCUGCUACAUGCGAGGAGUGCUAGUGAUGCCUUGUAAAAAAUAGUUGUAAAUUCGUUAUUUGUGUCACUUAUAAAAUAGGGACAACGGCACAUGUAUAAAGUGAAACCGAUAUAGCACUACUUUUGCUUAACCUGAUUUUGUUUCCUUUAAGAAAUUGCGUUAUUUGUUGAAAUAGUUUAAUUUUUAUUGUAAAGAUUUUUUGUUACGUUUGCUGUAUCCAAAUAAGGCAACUUCAAAAAAGGCAACAUAAGUCCAAAGGCUGAACCUGAGCGAAUAAAUGAAACAUGUAGCGUCUGUGAUAACUUAACAUGUGUUUAUAAGAUGUGUCUGAACUCUUUGUGUGUGUUGUGCUGAUGACAGUGUUGCUGGAGCAGAGUGAAACAGUGUACCACUUGUUCUCUCCAAGAGUAAAGAAGAAUUACCUUCUA
Messenger RNA from Labrus bergylta (ballan wrasse), 2081 nucleotides. RefSeq names its product homocysteine-responsive endoplasmic reticulum-resident ubiquitin-like domain member 2 protein. Gene Ontology annotation, molecular function: protein binding. Lineage: Eukaryota; Metazoa; Chordata; Actinopteri; Labriformes; Labridae. The record is from RefSeq and is a predicted model, not a curated record. Gene Ontology annotation, biological process: endoplasmic reticulum unfolded protein response.